CGAAACUUUAGGAAGUUGGAACUGUUUCAAAAAGGCUCAGAACGCUGGAAACCUUAAUAAAACUGUUGUCGAUAGACAGUGGACAUUCUCUAUCGCUCUCUCUCUCUCUCUCUCUGCGAUUUCAAGGAUUUUGAAUGGCUGAAGACUUGGACGACGGAGAGUUUUGGCUGCCUUCGCAGUUCCUCACGGAUGACGAUAUCCUCAUGGACAACAAGAACAGCAAUAGUCUAACGAACGGGGCUUUUACGGACGUUGAAGCUGGGUUUUGUUUCCCCUCUGAGUUCCCUGGCGGGUUUUCUUCGCCUCUGAGCUCUCCAGUUGAGUCCGUAGUGGGUUCUACUGAGACCGAGAGGGACGACGAGGACCUCAUGGCUGGGUUGACUCGCCAGUUGGCUCCCUCCAUCCUUCAAGAUCAUCAUGACCAGAGCCCCGCCCCUUCCUUUGGUACUGAAAACUCCAAGGCACGGGGUUUGUCUGGUUCCCCUCAAUCGGCCUUGUGCGGAGUUGAGAGCUGGUCGGCAUACAGUGCCGGAUCUAGUCGUGGAAGCCCAAAUGGCCCUUCUCAGGCGUCCUCGCCGCCAUCAACGCCGAUGAAUGGCAAAAAUGAUGCUUGGGAUCUGCUUUUUGCUGCGGCUGGGCAAGUCGUGAGGAUGAAGAUGAACGACGACAUUCCAGAUUGCUACCAAGGAUCAGGGCUUCUGGGUCCCCCAAGAAAACAUGUUCCGGUCAGUUCUAUCAAGAACCCUAAUGCACCUUUUUCCUCGAACCAGGCCCUUACCCACCAUCAAUUGCAAAAAAAUAAGUUUCAUCGGUUGAAACAACAGCAAGUAAUGAAGCAACAAUGCUCCUCUGUUUGGGGAAGACAGGGGAACCUAGGAAGAACUGUGCAGCCACGUGUAAACAGUAGAGCAAGGGCUGGUGGGUUUGGUAAUGGCAGUUGCAGCCGUCCUCUGGGUCUAUCAGCCUCUGCAUGGCCGCCCCUGCAACCGCAAUCGCAGCCACAGCAACAGCAGCAGCAGAUGGGUUCCGGUAUGCGAGCCGUUUUCCUUGGAGGUUCUGGUUCAAGAAGGGAGUCCACAGGUACUGGGGUUUUCUUGCCUCGCAGAGUUGGUGACCCAUCGGAAUCUCAAAAAAAAACAGCAUGUUCAACAGUUUUAGUUCCUGCAAGAGUGGUCCAGGCCCUCAACUUGAAUUUUGAUGAGAUGGGCGCUCAACCAUGCUUCGGUGGAGGAUUGGCUUAUAAUCAUGAUGUGCUGCUAUGUCAACAGAAGCGGAGCCUUCGACCUCAGGCGGCGAUGAACCAUGGGAUACGCCUUCCCCAGGAAUGGACGUAUUGGCUGUAGCUACUACUAAUUCUCUUAUUAUUAGUGUUAGUAAUUUUGGAUGGAAAAGAAGGAAAGGAGAUAACAGUUGCAAGGGAAAAAGAUAGAAGAAAAAAAAGGGUGGGGUAAAAAAAAACGAGGAAGAAGAUGUUGGUGGUUCUUGGAGGGAUUCUUUUAUAAAAUCCGAUUGCAGAAGAAAUAGAAGAUAGUUUAGGAAGAUUUUAAGAAAUGUAUGUUAGUCUUAGGGCGAGAAGAUUAGAAGUGAAUAAUAAAUUUCUGAUUUGUGGAAGAGGAAAGGAAGAAGAGACAUGCUUUUUGUUUUGGUUGGCUGGCUGUGGAAGAAGAAGCGGAAAUUAGUAAGUUUUUGUUAAUAAAGCGGGUGGUGUCAGUUCUGUAGGUGGGUGGAUAUUAGUUGGUUUUGGGAUUGGGGUCCUCUCUGUAAAUGUACUCAAUAUUUUUCUUCUGCAACAGCAGAGUACUGGGAAGAGAGGCGUGGAUGGGCGCUCAAAAACCCUGGCCACCUUUUUUUUGCCCUUUAUGGAUGAAGCUAUCAUGCACCUGUCCUCAGUCCCCACCCUGGCCAGAAUAUAUGAAAUAAAGGGAAAUUCGCUGGUUAUUCAA
Molecule: messenger RNA, 1943 nt
Organism: Macadamia integrifolia
Lineage: Eukaryota; Viridiplantae; Streptophyta; Magnoliopsida; Proteales; Proteaceae
Exons: 5
Coding region: 135-1343 (402 amino acids)
Source: RefSeq, a predicted model, not a curated record